Myxozyma melibiosi is the source of this 1850-nucleotide messenger RNA. RefSeq lists its product as uncharacterized. Bases 44 to 1825 code for a protein of 593 amino acids. NCBI's taxonomy places the organism in Eukaryota, Fungi, Ascomycota, Lipomycetes, Lipomycetales, Lipomycetaceae. Gene Ontology annotation, biological process: lactate catabolic process. Gene Ontology annotation, cellular component: mitochondrion. The record is from RefSeq and is a predicted model, not a curated record. The transcript is spliced from 3 exons. Gene Ontology annotation, molecular function: D-lactate dehydrogenase (cytochrome) activity; D-lactate dehydrogenase (NAD+) activity; FAD binding.
CCAUCAGCACCUUCCUCAGUCUCGGAACGCUGCAAGAACGGCCAUGUCUUCUCUUCUUUUCCAGACAGUGCUGCGUAAAAGUACCGUGCAGCAGUCGCGGCUGUAUUUGGUGCGCUUUAUGGCGUCCCAGGCCCCGCGGCCACGGGCGACUCCUCCUUCUCCACCGCCCAAUCUUGUUCCACCACCCGCAUCUCGAAAUAUGAAAGUUCGGUAUAACCGUAAGCAGGCUAUCCGGCUGCUCAUGAUCAUCUCGGUCUGCGUCGGAGUCGGCACUCUGCUCGACCAGUUAUUAACCUCUGAUCUCCAACGCAGGGCUGCCAAAGUCCUCAGUGACAAAGGCCUUACAGAGGGAACAUCCACAACCCAGCUCUCAUCUCUUGAAUCUCCCGAGUACGCAAAUGCUUCUGCCACAGCCGAGGCCUACGCCGAGCUCACUACGCUCCUCGGCAAAGAAAACGUCUCUGCUACGGUCGACGAUAUUGCAAGUCACGCCGACUCGGCGUGGAUUUCGCAUCACGCGGCAGCCGGUCAGGCGCCUGGGAUUGUCGUAUUUCCCCAGUCGACGGAGGAAGUAUCGCAGAUUCUCAAAGUGUGUCAUAAACACAAAGUUCCCAUCGUUCCGUUUUCGGGCGGAACCUCGCUCGAAGGUCACUUCAUCCAGACUCGCAACGGCGUGACGAUUGAUUUCCGAAGAAUGGCCUCAGUUCUCACGCUUCACGAAGAGGAUCUCGAUGUUGUGGUUCAGCCCGGAAUGGGAUGGGAAAACCUGAAUGAGUACUUGAAGCCGCAUGGUCUUUUCUUCCCGCCUGAUCCGGGUCCCGGUGCCGAGAUCGGAGGUAUGAUCGGUACAGGUUGCUCGGGAACUAACGCAGCUCGGUACGGUACUAUGCGUGAAUGGGUUCUCUCUCUCACGGUUGUGUUGGCAGACGGAACUAUCGUCAAGACUCGACAGCGACCGCGUAAGUCCUCAGCUGGAUACAAUCUCACCAAUCUGAUCAUCGGUAGCGAGGGAACGCUAGGAGUUGUUACCGAGGCGACUCUUAAGCUUGCGGUUUUGCCGCAGAGUACUAGCAUUGCGGUUGCGACUUUCCCAACCAUUGGCCAGGCUUCGAAGACGGCGCAGGAUCUCGUGCGGCAGGGUGUUCCGGUAGGAGCGGUCGAGUUGCUGGAUAAGGAAAUGAUGCAGUGCGUGAACCAGGCAGGCCAGACUACGCGCACCUGGCGUGAGGAGCCUUCUUUGUUUUUGAAAUUUGGUGGUACGAAAUCCGGGGUGAAGGAGCAGAUAGGGCAGACUAAAGCGAUCGCGAAGCAGAACGGAAGCAACUCGUUUGUGUUUGCAAGCUCCGAGGCCGAGUGUACCGAGCUUUGGGAGGCGCGAAAGGAGGCGCUAUGGUCUACGCUUGCUAUGGGUGCCGACGAAGGAAUGACGUGCUGGACUACGGAUGUUGCUGUUCCCGUCUCGCGACUGGCGGAGGUCGUUACGAGUACCAGGGAGGACAUGGAUAAGUCCGGAAUCAAGGGUACGAUUGUGGGACAUGUCGGCGACGGAAAUUUCCAUGCCUUCAUUUUGUACAAUGACGCCAAUAAGAGUGUUGCCGAGGGCGUCGUUCAUAGGCUUGUUGAGCGUGCUAUCGAAAUGGAGGGUACGUGCACUGGCGAACACGGCGUUGGAAUGGUGAAACGGCCAUACUUGCAGAGUGAGUUGGGCGAGGCGACCAUCGAUACGAUGCGGAGAGUGAAGAUGGCGCUCGAUCCUUUGCGAUUACUGAACCCGGAUAAGGUUAUAAGUAUCGAUCCCAAGGAAGUUAUGCACAAGCUAGACUAGUCUGUCGGCGCAAAUCAGUUGAAAU